AUGUUAAGUGACGACACGGUCAAGGAUGUAGUGGCAAAUGCUGAUGUAUUGCCAAAAACUGUACUAUUAAAUGAUGGAAACAGGAUACCAAUAGUUUCAUUUGGUACUUUAGGAAAAACAAGGGACUUACAUUUGAUAAAACCUGCCGUGAUACAAGCGAUUGAAUCAGGAUAUAGACACAUUGAUACAGCCGCAACUUACAAAAACGAAGAGCAAGUCGGUGAAGCGAUUGCUGAUGUAAUUAGUCGUAGAAUAGUAACGAGAGAAGAGUUAUGGAUUACUACGAAGCUGAACUUAGAUGUCGGAAAUAGAGAAGGAGUACUUCCAGCACUUAAAGAUUCUUUGAAUAAAUUGAAAUUAGAUUAUGUAGACUUGUAUCUGAUACACUCGCCUGAAAACCUGGCGUCAAUUCAAGAAUAUGAUUAUUUAAAUGUAUGGAAAGGCAUGGAGGAUGUGAAGAAAUUAAAUUUAACAAGAUCCAUCGGCGUAUCCAAUUUCAAUAGCUCCAACAUAAACAGAAUUCUGGCCAACUCUGAAAUAGUGCCAUCCGUUAAUGAAGUUGAGGUAAAUCCUACUUACACAGAUAUAGAUCUUGUAGCUUAUUGUCAAAGUCUUAGCAUAGCAGUUUUAUCUUAUGCUCCAUUUGGAUUCAUGGUGCCUAGACCAAUCACAUAUAAUGUAACAUCUACAUUCAAAGAGCCGGUAUUAGUGAGAACCGCUCAAAAAUAUGGAAAAACUACCAGUCAAGUUGUUCUGCGAUACUUGAUUGACCGUAAAACAAUACCGAUUCCAAGAUCUACAAACAUUGGACGAAUUAAGUCAAAUAUUGAUUUAUUUGAUUUCUGUCUUACUUCAGAAGAAAUAUCCUUGAUCAAUGAACUCAAUGAAGACGUUAAAGUUUAUAACUUUGACGACGAAUCACUUGCUAUAUUAUUUGAUUAUUAUGGCUUAUAGAAAUAUUUUUAUUAAUGUGAAAUUUAUUAUGACAAUUUAUUCAUAGAAAUAAUUAUUUUGU
Nymphalis io (European peacock) is the source of this 1015-nucleotide messenger RNA. RefSeq names its product aldo-keto reductase AKR2E4-like. NCBI's taxonomy places the organism in Eukaryota, Metazoa, Arthropoda, Insecta, Lepidoptera, Nymphalidae. Bases 1 to 954 code for a protein of 317 amino acids. The transcript has 7 exons. Gene Ontology annotation, cellular component: cytosol. Gene Ontology annotation, molecular function: aldose reductase (NADPH) activity. The record is from RefSeq and is a predicted model, not a curated record.